AUGGGGCUCCAGUGGGAACAGCUCAAGGAGCGGCUGCAAGUGCCUAAAGACAAGCACUCGUACUCCGACAAUACCAGGUGGUGUAACCGGGAUUUAAUCCCCAUGCCGCCGGAGAGACGGACCUGGGGUAUAUGGGGAUACUGCGGAUAUUGGACUGUCUCAGGUUCCUGCAUCUCGGCAUGGUCGACGGGAAGCACGCUGCUUGCCUUUGGGCUCAGCCCACAACAAGCCAUUGGCGUCGUGAUCUUGGGAGGUGUGCUCACGGGCCUUCUGGCCGUGGCAUGUGGCUGGAUGGGUGAGAACCAUCAUAUUGGCUUCACCGUGUCGUCUCGAUUCUCCUGGGGCAUUCAGGGAAGCUACUUUCCAGUGGUGCUUCGCAUUUUCGUGGCUUGCAUGUGGUUCGGGAUGCAAGCCUACUGGGGAGGUCAAGCUACGAGGGUUCUUUGGGGCGCCAUCAUUCCAGGCUUUGCGCACAUGAAGAACUACUUCAGCGAAGGCUCCCAUCUUUUGACGAACGACUUCAUCGGAUUGAUCAUUUGGAUGGCCGCUUUCAUCCCACUCGUCUUGGUCCGUCCUGAACGCCUGCAGGUUCCCUUUGCCAUCUCCUUUGUCCUGUUCGCCGGGUCUUGCUUCGGCCUGCUCAUAUGGGCUGUCCACGUUGCGGGAGGGGCUGGCAGUAUGUUCCACGAGCCCGGAACAAGCGACAAUGUGGGAUGGGCAUUUAUGUUCGGCAUCACCGCCAUUCUUGGUGCCUGGGGUGCUGGAACCUUGGGCCAGUCUGACUGGACGAGGUAUGCUAACCGCAAAUUCGCUCCGACACUGUCCCAAUUGCUGGCCGCUCCUGUCACUAUUGCUGUCACUGCCACGAUUGGCAUCAUUGUUACCAGCGCUGCGAAGGACAUCCUUGGGGACAUAGUCUGGAAUCCUAUCUACCUGUUGGCGGAUAUUCAAGAUGAAUACCAUUCCAGCCCCAGAGCAAGAGCCGGUGUGUUCUUCGGCAGCUUGGGUCUUGUGAGUUCACAACUCGCGAUAUCUGUCGUCUUAAAUUCGGUAUCGACCGGCAUGGACAUGGCUGGGCUGUGUCCCAAAUAUAUCAACAUCAUCCGUGGGAGUUAUAUCAUGGCGGUCAUUGGCAUCGCCACCCAGCCAUGGCAACUUUUGAGCACGGCAGACAAGUUUCUCAAAGUCCUCAGCGGCUUUGGUGUCUUUAUGGCGCCUGCGACUGGGGUCAUGUUGGCCGACUAUCAUGUCGUUCGUCGCACGAAACUGAAGCUCAACGAUCUGUACAGAGGAGACAGCUCGUCGAUCUACUGGUUCAACAAAGGCGUUAACUGGCGCGCUCCUGUCGCCUUCCUAUCUGGCGUGUGGCCCUUGUUGCCUGGUCUCGUGGGGACUGUCAACAGUAGCACAGAUGCCUCAUUUGUCGGCUGGAUCCGUCUGUACAAUCUCACCUUCAUCGUUGGGCUGGCAAUCAGCUUUUCCGUCUUCUGGGUAUUGAACUUCUUUUUCCCGCCGUCUGGUCUGGGCGAAGAGGCUCCUUUCGUUGAGGACGACGUCCUCUACGGGGUCGAAGAGCGCAACUCAGAAAGCGCCGACGAGAAGAACCUCGCCUUCAGUGCAGGCGGCCGGGGCAACAGCAGCGACAACAAGCAAGGGGCUGUGGCGACGGUCUCUGUUUAG
Messenger RNA from Fonsecaea multimorphosa CBS 102226, 1680 nucleotides. RefSeq lists its product as uncharacterized. Bases 1 to 1680 code for a protein of 559 amino acids. The record is from RefSeq and is a predicted model, not a curated record. Lineage: Eukaryota; Fungi; Ascomycota; Eurotiomycetes; Chaetothyriales; Herpotrichiellaceae. Gene Ontology annotation, molecular function: nucleobase transmembrane transporter activity. Gene Ontology annotation, cellular component: plasma membrane. The transcript has 10 exons. Gene Ontology annotation, biological process: nucleobase transport; transmembrane transport.